Molecule: messenger RNA, 1285 nt
Organism: Thamnophis sirtalis
Lineage: Eukaryota; Metazoa; Chordata; Lepidosauria; Squamata; Natricidae
Source: RefSeq, a predicted model, not a curated record
GCCCCCACCUGUGCGGGAAGGCGCCCCCAAAGGAACCCAAGUGGUUGUGGUAACGGCUGCUGCCUUGAACCAAACAAUUGUCUAUUCCAUUGUUUCAGGAAAUGAAGACGGAGUGUUUGCCAUUAACAAUAGAACAGGAGUUAUCUCCAUUCAAAAAUCUCUGGAUUAUGAAACUGCGAGAAAAUAUUUGCUUCGGGUACAAGCUGAUUCCUUAAUAGUAGUCCGUUCUAAUUUGCCAGUGCCAUCCAAAAGCAAUACUGCAAAGAUAUUCAUUGAGGUUCAGGAUGAAAACGAUCAUGCUCCUAUCUUCACGAAAAAAAUUUAUAUAGGAGGUGUCUCUGAAGACGCUAGAAUGUUUUCUUCCGUGAUCAAAGUGAAGGCUCAUGAUAAAGACACCGGCAACUAUAGUGCCAUGCAGUAUAGACUCAUCAUCCCUCCAAUCAAAGAUGGCAAGGAAGGCUUUGUGAUUGAACCCUACACAGGGCUGAUCAAGACAGCAAUGCUGUUCAAGAACAUGCGGCGAUCCUAUUUCAAGUUUCAGGCCAUCGCAACGGACAAUUAUGGAAAAGGGUUGAGCAACAAAUCAGAUGUACUUGUCUCAGUAGUCAACCAGCUGGAUAUGCAAGUCAUUGUGUCAAAUGUUCCUCCUACUCUUGUAGAACAAAGCAAAGAUCAGCUUAUAGGGAUUUUGGAACGCUAUGUUCAAGACCAGAUUCCUGGUGCAAAAGUGGUAGUGGAAUCCAUUGGUGCUCGCAGAUAUGGUGAUGGAUAUUCAGAAGAAGAUUAUUCCAAAUCUGACCUCAUGAUCUAUGCAAUCGAUCCUCAGACAAACCGUGCUAUAAUGAGGAAUGAACUUUUCAAGUUUCUGGAUGGCAAGCUUCUGGAUAUCAAUAAAGAAUUUCAACCAUACCUUGGGCAAGGAGGACGUAUUUUGGAAAUACGAACACCAGAUGUGGUGGCCAAUGUCAAAAAGCAGGCACAAGCUGUGGGCUACACAGAAGGCGCUUUGUUGGCCCUGGCUGUCAUCAUCAUCCUUUGCUGCAUGCCUGCUAUUUUAAUAGUUAUGGUCAGUUACAAACAAUUUAAAGAGAGACAAGCUGAAUGUGCAAAGACAGCUCGCAUCCAGAUGGCUUUACCAGCUGGCAAAUCAGCAAGCAUCCCUGCCAAUAAUCUCUACGAAGAACUGGGUGACAGCACCAUACGUGGAUAUGCACAGCAAGAGCAACAGCAAUUGCUGAGGCCUUCUCUUCUCAGACCUGAGGUACCAUUUUCUUCCUUGUUCUAG